Messenger RNA from Pecten maximus, 3617 nucleotides. RefSeq lists its product as uncharacterized. The record is from RefSeq and is a predicted model, not a curated record. The transcript has a single exon. Lineage: Eukaryota; Metazoa; Mollusca; Bivalvia; Pectinida; Pectinidae. Bases 1419 to 2762 code for a protein of 447 amino acids.
CUUGCUUAUCGCAAAUGGCACCGACUGUUCAUGAGACGGAGUCUUUAGGACGUUUAAUUGGGAUAAACAAACUUCAUAAACUCCAGAUGGUAUUAUUUACAGAGUGACGAAUCGCUCUAAGCCAAUUAGACACAGAAGGGAUAUACGAUAUUGCACGUAGGCUGUAUAUAUCGAUAUAUAUGCUGUUUUGCAAGGACAAAAUGAGGGUGUAGUUUGUGAGACCAUAAGUGUAUGCCGAGUACAAGGAAUUCACAGAAUUAUAUAUAUAUAUAUAACAGUACAGAAUGGAUUGGCGGAUACGAGACGAAUAUACGAAAUUAACUUAAACAGAACUGCGUAUACAGUUGUAUUUUAAGAGAACAGGAGAGUUAUACACGCGAACCGUUGAACCGUGACGUAAUGUUAGGACAUGUUUAAAUACCCGGAAAUGAGACGAAUACACUACCCGGUGACAUGUGUUAAAUAAUGCCAACAAGCUUAUCCAGAGACACGUGGACCAUCCGCUUUGUUUUGGGAGAUUAUAAAACAGCGAAAGUACCCGUACGUACCGUCAAUUUUGCAUAUGAAAUGCAGAAAAUGAACUACAUAGCAGUCAGCACUGUUGAAGAUGAAGUUCAGAAUUCAUACCCGAUUUGGAUUUAUUUCAUUUGUUGUUUAAAAACUGUUUUUAAAGAGAAGGCAUUUCGUCUUCAUUUUUUGAAAGUGUGUUACUUAUACUGUUAAAAUGGAGCACGACUUGGUACAGAUACCAGAUGUCCUGAAGCAAUUCCUCAUCGAUGGUUUAUCCACGGAGACAGUUGUUAAUUACGGGACACGUGAUUGUCGUGACCAGACAGUAGAACUGUUUACGAUAGUCAAUAAUGAAAUAUGUAAAUGUAUGCAAGAUUUCACGGAAUCGAGGAAACUAACUGAAGCCAAAACGGAUACAUUUGACCGAUUUCUAACUCGUCUUGCUGUUGUAGGUAUCGACAAGGGGAAGCCAUAUUUCAAUGCCGCUUACGAAACAGUUGGAAGUCGAGGAGAAGGGUUGGGAUUUUUAGCGAAUGAUACAGAUACUCUAUGCACAAUGACAACAUUGUCAGCGUGUUUUCUAUCACCGGAUGUAUAUCUUUUAGAAAACAUGUUUGUAAUAGAUACAGAAGAUUGCCAUCCAGGAUAUUGCAAGCUCAAAUUCCACCGGAAAAAACGUAUGCGACUCGUAUACAUUACCUAAGCAUUAUACAGCAAAGAGGAAAAGAGUUGUUUAUCUCUGUAAUACAACUUUGGUAGAAUUAUUUCAGAAAGGGAAUAGAGCCUUUAGUGCAUGGCAUUCACACGGACCGGCCCUGACUAGUGAGGAAAUACAACACGACUGGGUCAUUGCUGUAAAAUGUGUGAACCCUGAUCGCCUACUAUUCAAAUACCUCGAAAGAAAAAGAAUGUGGCCGGAUAGAGACACGAUGGAGAAGCUGAGAAAGGUCCAAUAUGCGCUUGUUAAUGCUAGUCAUCCAACUUGUAUUGAACCUUCUUUGGAGUUUCGUAUUUCAUUUGCAUCAGCGGAGAAGCUCCUGAUCAGGAGUUUUUCAAACAUUCAGUUUGCUGUUUAUGCUUUCCUGAAGUACAUAAAAAAGCAUACAGAGGAAGAGGUAUGCAGUUCGGAUGAUGUGCUGAAAACUUACUACGUGAAAAUGGCUAUUCUGUGGUGUAUUGAACGGAUGGACCCAGCUGUUUGGACAGCUAGGAAUUUCCUCUAUUGCACAUCUGUGUGUCUAAAAUUUCUUCAGCAGUGCUUUCUGUCAAGGUACCUACCACAAUUAUUCAUUCCCGAAAACAAUUUGAUUGACCACUUGGAUCCAAACGAAUGCGACAGAAUUGCAGCAUGGUUUGGUAAAUACAUCGAACCCCUCAACCCAAAGAUGUUUCUAAACUGCCUAUGUGACGAAACGUUCGACGACGCCUUUGAUAAAAUACUCUCUCGCCCAAGACGAGAUAUGUCGACCCAGAUUAGAAAAUUGUUUUUCAAAACUUCAACGUCAAAUAUAGCUAUUGACAAGAUAUCGGCUAUAGUGGAGACGGAUACAUUGUCUUACAUACCAGCAGAAUUAAAGGUUUACGAUGAACACGUGUAUUGUGCUGUGCUAUAUGAAACCCUUCUAGACCUGGAAAAUAUCGUUUCCCCUGACAUGGUGGACUGUUUAAGAUCACUCUUCUACCGUUUCCUCGGAGAUAUAGUACAAAGGCAACCUGGGUUCAUCCGAGGCAAUAUUCAACAAGCAGAAGAGUUAUACACUCGAGGAAUAAGACUAGUAUAUCCAAUGAGCGAAUUCGACGACAAAGAAUUUUCGGGAAAUAUUCAACUGGCGUUUUUCCAUUAUCUAAACAGAGAGUAUGGAAAAGCACAUUCAAGUUUGAGAAAGAUUGAAGCAAGACUUUUUGAAGUGAAUCCCGCGCAAAUCCUUUCAAUUGUUCUUGUAUAUGGUGACCUACAGAGAUUGUGGCAUGAUACCUUCCUUAAAGAGAUGGUUGAACGCUUUGGUGAUCCAGAUACCAUACCCAUCAAAUGUAAUGCUUUAGCCUUUUACAUCUAUGCAAAUUGUGUCGACAAGUUGUAUAAGAAUGAAGAAUUAUGUUCGCAAAGAUGUAAACUCAUCAAGUUAAAACGCUCUAUUUCAAAAAAUGUCAAACUUCUGUCGGUAUUUGAUUCAGACACACGGCUUUACACAUCAAUGGUUCUAUAUCGUACAAAGGCCAUAGUGCUGGCACUAUUGUCAAGUAUCCAGUGAUGGACUACAGUCACAGACACCAUACUGCUGGAACUAAGUUCUCGUAUCCAGUGAUGGACUACAUUUACCAAAUUCAUACUGCUGGAACUGAAGUCUCAUAUCCAGUGAUGGACUACAUUCACAAACACAUACUGCCGCAACUAAGGUCUCGUAUCCAGUGAUGGACUACAUUUACUAAAUUCAUACUGCUGAAACUAAGGUCUCGUAUCCAAUGAUGACUCCAUUCACUUAAUUCAUACUGCUGAAACUAAGUACUCGUAUCCAGUGAUGGACUACAUUCACAAACAUCAUACUGCUGAAACUAAGGUCUCGUAUCCAGUGAUGGACUACAUUCACUAAGUUCAUACUGCUGGAACUAAGGUCUCGUAUCCAAUGAUGGACUACAUUCACAAACACAAUACUGCUUGAACUAAGCUCUCGUAUCCAGUGAUGGACUACAUUUACUAAAUUCAUACUGCUGAAACUAAGGUCUCGUAUCCAAUGAUGACUCCAUUCACUAAAUUCAUACUACUGGAACUAAGUUCUCGUAUCCAGUGAUGGACUACAUUCACAAACAUCAUACUACUGGAACCAUUUUCUCGUAUCCAGUGAUGGACUACAUUCACUAAAUUCAUACUGCUGGAACUAAGGUCUCGUAUCCAGUGAUGGACAAUAUGCUUAUUAACAAAGCAUGUCUACAUUUUAUGAAAGGAACAAUUGUCGAAUAAUUUCAAUAAUAAUUCUGAAUAAUAAUGGAACUGUUUUAAUUUCAUAAAGAGGACGUUAAGAUGCCAUCUUCUGGAGACAAUUUUUUAGCUCACCUGCCCGAAGUGAGCUUAUGCCGUGGUGCAGCGUCCGUCGUCCGUGCGUCCGUCC